UGCAAACUGCUCUAUCCACUAUCGAAAGCAUUCACUUUUGUGGGUUUAGGAAUCUUCUCGAAUUGAAGGAUCGCGCUCGAGAAGGGGAAAAGAGUACUCUGCUGACCAGAGAACGAAUAGAGAAGGCGUUCCAUAAGGAAGAUUCGUUUAUUUGAGAUUGGAUUCUUCUAUAGAAUUGCCAAUGAGGGGUAGAAGCUAUAGUUACAGUCCAUCGCCACCAAGGGGUUAUGGAAGAAGAGGUCGGAGCCGUAGCCCUAGGGGUCGCUAUAGUGGUCGUGGUAGAGACCUUCCUACUAGUCUUUUAGUUCGCAACCUUCGCCAUGAUUGCAGGCCAGAAGACCUACGUAAGCCAUUCGGACAAUUUGGUCCUCUCAAGGACGUUUACUUGCCUCGAGAUUAUUAUACUGGUGAACCACGUGGGUUUGGGUUUGUCCAAUAUGUGGACCCUGCUGAUGCUGCAGAAGCCAAAUAUCAAAUGGAUGGACAGAUUCUUCAUGGAAGGGAACUGACAGUUGUAUUUGCAGAGGAGAAUAGAAAGAAGCCAACUGAAAUGAGAGCAAGGGAAAGAUUGAGGGGUCGAAAUGACCACAGGCAUUCUCCUCGUUAUUCCCGCUCCCCACACUACUCCCGAUCACCGCGUCGAGUAAGAUCUCGUUCACGUAGCCCUAGUUACGAUUCUCCAUCCCCUAGGCGAAGGCAUUCAAGAUCAGUUUCACCUCCAGCUAGAAGGUACAGUCGAGAGCGAUCAUACUCUCAUUCUCCUUAUGAUGGUUCAAGGAGCCGUAGCCAUGGUCCAAGUAGGAGCCGAAGCCGAAGCCCAGAAGAGUACACAAGGAAACCAGAGAGGGAAAGGUCCUUGAGCCAGGAGAGGGGAAGGUCCUCGAGUCAAGAGAGAAGAGGGUCCUUAAGCCAGUAGUCUACUGGUAGAAAAACUGCAACCCGAUUGAUCUUAGUGGUUACUUAAAGUGACAGCAUUUAUCAACAUGACAAUGUAUCCCAUUAAUCAGGUUGCCAUCAAAACAGAUUCAUAGAUUUUCAGUUUGUUCAAAUUAGCAUUAAAUUGAAUUUGAACAAGUGUUGUUACUGUUGUAGUAGGUAGCAUCUUGUUUUCUUGUUUGCAGUUUCUAAUGGAGUUGGUAGGCAUGCGGGGUGCGGUUUUUAUUCUA
Messenger RNA from Nelumbo nucifera (sacred lotus), 1166 nucleotides. RefSeq names its product serine/arginine-rich SC35-like splicing factor SCL33. Lineage: Eukaryota; Viridiplantae; Streptophyta; Magnoliopsida; Proteales; Nelumbonaceae. The record is from RefSeq and is a predicted model, not a curated record. Gene Ontology annotation, molecular function: RNA binding.